Molecule: messenger RNA, 750 nt
Organism: Penicillium mononematosum
Lineage: Eukaryota; Fungi; Ascomycota; Eurotiomycetes; Eurotiales; Aspergillaceae
Exons: 1
Coding region: 1-750 (249 amino acids)
Source: RefSeq, a predicted model, not a curated record
AUGGUCAACAUCACCAUCGUCAACGGCCAAAUCUACACGCCAGGGCUGGCAAUUGUCGAUGCGCCACAACCUAACACACCCCUCGGAGGAGGCAAGUCAAUACGCCAAACGUAUCAACUCUUUGCUAAUUUAUUAGACAACCUUCAAGUUGCAAUCGACGUGUCCGGCAAUGGUCAACUACCGUGGCCGGCAUCAACUCAACCUGACUCAUCCACCCGCUUCCACGAUAUAACACUCUUCUUAACCUCCGAGUCGCACAACUUCACCAUAUCCAACGGUACAGAGCCCUUGUCUAACGCAAGUUACAUCGGACCCAUCUUAGACCUGGAGCCCUCAUCCACCGUCAAACAUGUGAACUGGAUUUGGCCCGAAUGUCUCGUGGGAGAGGACUCUGGCUCAAAGGACUCGGCACGCGGGACAUACAACAUCUCCAUGCACCAAUCUUUCCGGUGGAAUGGGACCGAUUAUUAUACUGUCUUCGACCUGCCGAUCUCUGUCACCAACAGCAUACCCGAGAAUGAUGACCGGAUCGACUGCGAUAUGCUCGAAAACAAGCUCCUUAGCGCGACGGAGAUCGGCGAGAGCUCGGAUUCACUGCCUGGGCAGCCGUGGGUCGAGGGUGGAGUUAGUACGACGGCGUCAAGUCCCGAGGCAAGUCAGACAGGGGCGGGCAAUCGGUGCCAUUUGGGCUUGAAGAGAGUAGCUGGCAUUGCGGUUGCUAUGACGGCUAUUUUGCAUUUCCUGGGUUGA